AUGUCGUCGUUUAAAGACAUCAGGGAUUUUGUUUUUGUUGAAAAUGCCCACGACAUGUUUGAUGACGAAGAAUUCUGCCUUCUCUAUGACUUUUAUCAGUCGAAGAAUCCGGAUUUUCCUUACAACUCGUACGCGUCGUUCGAUUUGGGGGAAAUGGAUCCUGCUGAGUGUAAUACCGAGUUUCGAGUCGAGAAAUGGCACAUUCCCUUGCUGGCAGACAGGCUACAGAUUUCCCCAACAUUCCAGUGCCCACAGCGUUCCGUUUGCGAUGGCAUAGAAGGGCUAUGUAUGCUACUGAAGCGACUGGCUUACCCCUGUCGAUACAGUGAUAUGGUGCACAGAUUUGCAAGGCUAGUUCCGGUCUUAAGCAUGAUAACAAACACUGUUCUCGAUUAUGUCUAUGACAGGCAUGGCCACAGACUAACUCAGUGGAACAAUCAAGUUAUGGACCCCAACCAUUUGCAGCAAUAUGCAGACGUAAUUUCAGCUAAAGGCUCUCCCUUGGACAACUGUUUUGGUUUUGUCGAUGGCACGGUUCGACCAAUAAGUCGCCCAGGACAGCACCAGAGGGCUGUAUACAAUGGACACAAGAGAGUCCAUGCAUUAAAAUUUCAAUCUGUUGCUCUACCGAAUGGGUUAAUAGGAAACCUAUAUGGCCCAAUAGGU
Pocillopora meandrina is the source of this 666-nucleotide messenger RNA. NCBI's taxonomy places the organism in Eukaryota, Metazoa, Cnidaria, Anthozoa, Scleractinia, Pocilloporidae. The record is from the annotation of a GenBank genome assembly.